Messenger RNA from Scophthalmus maximus (turbot), 3559 nucleotides. RefSeq lists its product as uncharacterized. The record is from RefSeq and is a predicted model, not a curated record. Lineage: Eukaryota; Metazoa; Chordata; Actinopteri; Pleuronectiformes; Scophthalmidae. The transcript is spliced from 4 exons. Bases 1338 to 2039 code for a protein of 233 amino acids.
GUUCUUCACUGUGCGCCGCAGCUAACGUGGCUGUGUUGUAGAGCACAUUCCGUUGAUGGAAUACAGCACGACUGAAGGCCACUUUGUUAUUUAGCGUUAUAGCGGUAAUAUGGCCCCGCACUCGUGUUUUCAUUGAGCUUCUUGUGAAACUUCAGCCCGGCGUUCACCGGCGUCAUACCGGCGUUGUGACGCCAGUGAAGUUUCACAAGAAGCUCAGUGAAAACACGGGUACAGGUUAUUAGAACUUCAUCAUUCAUUAUUUUUUCUUAUUGGCAUACAGUGUCUACUAUGUACCCAAAUGUUCAAGCAGUGCCUUCUAAAUAGAGUAAUUUUAACUAUUGCAACAUAUUUCCGGUUAAGGACUCUUAUUAUGAAGGACAGAACGGAAGUGUUGGUAAAAAUGUUGCUGACUUGAUGCUAUGUUGGAAAUAAAGUGGAUCGUUCCGUGAAUGGAGUUUCCCGAUUCUUUAUUUCUGUAAUUCUAAAGUAUAGGGGACAGUCAAACGCUCGGUUAUAUAAUAAGAGCCCUUAACCGGAAAUAUGUUACACUAUCUUAAUCAACGCAAAUUAAAAAGAAAUCCAGUCACUGAAAUCAGAGACGAACAAGUUCCACUACUACACUAUUUGCGUGAUUUAAGACUCAAAUAUAAGGUCAAGCAAACGGUUUGGCAUGCAAGAGUGCUGAGAUGAUAAUGAAGUAUGGAGGGCAUCUGCAAACAAAUACCAAAACUUGUCAUGUAUUUCUUAGCCAAUCGCAAUCGUCCUGGGUGGCGCUCAGCACGGCCAGCACAGGAUGCAGCGGUGGUGCACUGGCAAAAUAGUCUCGGGUGGGAAUUAGUUUCGAUGGAACAUUCGCACGUGGACGGGCGACACUGUUAAUAAAAUGGCAAAUGGAAACCCCACAAAAAGCAGUAGAACAUGUGGACUAUAUCAUCUAUGUGAGACGACUUUAUCUGAUAAUCCAUUACUGCGCUCCACCAUACCUCGGAACUCUGAGCUCGGAAGUCGGGCUUCCGAGUUCCGGGGUAUAAUGGAACGCAGCGUGUCGUCGAGGUGAAGCCCGCCCGCGGUCUAUACUUUAAAACGGAGAGACAUGUAAUUCUUUCAGUUUCCCCAUUCCUCUCGUGGGUUGAGUCGCAUUGUUGUGUGUGUAUGUAAAAGGUAAAAAGCCGAAAGUCCGCAGUAAAGGGAACUCCUCUCCCCGACCGAACACACGCCUGAGCUCGGAAACGGCUCGUUCGCAAUCCCGCCAACACGUGAAUUUAAAAGCCUGGCGGCGAGUCUCGCGCUCCGGACACAGUCAGGUAGGAGGCGAGGAAGACGCGUUCGGUCUCCGUAUGGCCAUGUCGGGGAAUCGCUGCAUUUUAAAGUGCGACGGCUCGUCCCCUCUGUAUUUACUUCCGAUGGACGACGAGUCGAAGAGUCGUUGGUUAAGAUUCGUGUUCAACACCGUGCCCCAACAAUACAGCGCCGGCCUGUGCCUGUGCUCCCGUCACUUCGCGGAGGACUGCUUCCUGAGCCGGCCAAAGGCCGCCGCUGGCUCCUCUAAACGUUUCCUGAAGUAUGGAUCAAUUCCCACUUUGUGUGGCCCAACUCAACCCAUUUCACCAAUGCUACCUGCAACAGUCCUGUUCCACGAUGCGGGAAACCAAUCGCAGUGUUAUAUAUUGCAGCAAAUAACGGUGGCAGAGAAUGUUGCUGUUCCUUCUGUUGCUGUUAACAGCACCCAUAGUGUUCCAGCUAUAAAACACGUAGCCUGUCAGACCGACCCCCCAGAGAGAAAAUCAGCCGGCACACAACUAUCUCUGAGAACUCUGCAAAAUCGCAUCAGAAGUAGAGCUACCCAGACAACAGUGGCCAGCAAAGACUGUGGUGUUUGCACCCUCACCUUUCCCCUGGACAGUCCCAUGUUGUUCCUACAACCAACAAUCGUAAGGAGACCGUCAAAGAGACCCCGACUCAGCCUUACAGACGAGGAGGACGGCCCGUCUGAAUGCAGCUCGUCAAUUGUGGUUCAUGAACCAAAGGAUUCGACAUGACUCUGAGGACACUUUCGUGGGUUAGAAGUCAUGACUUUUCACUUUUUUCUAUCUCCCAGAAACCUUUCCAUGGAGAAGGGUUCGUGAAUAGAACAAUUAAGAAAACAAACUUGAAUUGUGGUGAAAAGCACCAUGAAACAGUCACCCCUGUUACAGAGAUCCUGCUUUUCAAUAAGGAUGAUACAUUUCCGUCUUGAAUAGACUGGAUUAGUACCCAGAUUUAGAGGGUACCUGUGCACCAGAGUGUUGUUUUAUUUUUAUGUUAUCUUGUGAAAUGGGCUUAACAGUAACUGAACUGAUACUGUUUUCCUAAUGGUCUUUUAUGUUGGAUUCCCUUUACUCCUCUGUCUGAUAUACAAAGGAAGUAAAUGUCUUUAUAUUCCUAAAAUCACCACAAUGAAGACAAUAUGCCAAAAAAAUACAUUUCAUUCAAAGUUGCUCCGCUGGAACUGUUUGUAAUAGAUUGUAAUUGAGCGCUGUCUUCGUUCAAUGUUCUAAAAAGUUUGUGGUCUUCCAGGCUGAAGGUCCAACAGCUAUAUGUUUUCAGUUCUUUUUUGAAAAACUUUUUUGAAAAACUUUCAUACUUAAACUUGACAAGAGGUGAAGAAGAUGGGUCAUUUAUUCUCUGCCAUAACCAUAAGAACACAGACAUUAUGGAGUUGAAUUGAGUCAAACUGCUAUGGCUCAGCAUAGUUUUUCCCUAUUACUGCUAAACAAAGAAUGGUUAUUCAAAAUAUACUGGAACUGGUGAAAUAUUUGACAUUUGACACAUGCACCGCUAAGGUUGAUACUGGUUAGUCGAUGUACAAUACAAUCAGUGGAAAAAAUAUUUUUUUACCAUAAGCGUUGGUUUCAGCUCUGCGAGUGCAUCAUCCGGUUUGUUCAUUUAGGGUGAAUGUGUCUUGGAAAUGAAAAUGUGUGUGGGAAACUGAAGGUGCUGUGCCAGAGUGCAACCGGUAAACGGUCAGCAGCUUUAUGUAAAGAUGUAAUCUGUUAUAUGGAUUUUGUUAUUAAACUAGCUAUGUACAGAGGGGGGUUUUCUGUCUUUUUAACAUGAAUCAUUUUGUUAUAUGUUUGGAGAUAUCAUUUUUAAAAUUGUCCCUCACAAACCAGACCCUGGUUGGCCAGGGCCAUCCAUCAUUAUAUCUGGCAGAUUUAUUUUCGUCAAGGCUAACCCACACACUCUUGUAACAAAGAAUUUGAUGUUCAGCAGUUAAGGCUACAUGACUAAUCAUAAAUCUAUUCAUUAAGUGUAGCUAUUUCCUUCCUUUCGGGAAGUGACAGCAACACAUCUGAAAUGUUCCCUGUUUUAAGAUACGCAGACUCCCAGACUGAUCCAGCAGAUCAGCACACAGCAGAAUAACGUUGGGAGUACAGGUUUGUAAUCAUAUGUCGCGCAGUGCUUAUGAAAAUUAGCUACAAUUUUCAAUUAUUUUAACAGCAAUAUUGUGUUGCUGCUCAUUUAAUGUAUAAUUUUAUGCUCAUUCAUACUUUCAAAUAAACAGUCACCACUGAUAGAA